This is a messenger RNA of Cynara cardunculus var. scolymus (artichoke), 1121 nucleotides long. RefSeq names its product RING-H2 finger protein ATL54-like. The record is from RefSeq and is a predicted model, not a curated record. The coding region runs from base 1 to 972 and encodes 323 amino acids. Lineage: Eukaryota; Viridiplantae; Streptophyta; Magnoliopsida; Asterales; Asteraceae. The transcript has a single exon. Gene Ontology annotation, molecular function: transferase activity. Gene Ontology annotation, biological process: protein ubiquitination.
AUGGCAAUUAAUCACCGGAAAUUGUUGUCGGUAUCAGAUUCCGGCGAAACGACGGACUGUUCCAACUGCAGUACCACCUGCCCAUACGACUGUGACUACGCACAAAUCUACUGGCCGCCGGAGCCACCACAGUUACCGCCGUCAACCACCACCAGUCACGACAGCGUCACCACCCAUCUCUCACCUUAUCUCAUCGUCAUAUUGGCGGUGAUUGGCAGCGCUGUUCUCUUCAUUAGCUACUACCUUAUUAUGAUAAGAUACUGUACUCGAUUCCGGCUACCAUCCGCCACCCAAGUCAACGAAGAAUUACAAGACUCUAUGAACGAAGAUCAUCGGCCGGAAAUUGAGCACCCCAUCUGGUACAUCACCACCGUCGGACUCCAACCGGCGGUUAUAAAUUCGAUUACGGUGGUCAAGUUUAAAAAAGGUGAUAGAUUGAUCGAUGGCACAGAUUGUUCUGUUUGUUUGAGUGAGUUUGAAGAUGAUGAAUCUUUAAGAUUGUUGCCUAAAUGUAACCAUGUUUUUCAUAUUCCUUGUAUUGAUACCUGGUUAAGAUCACACACAAACUGCCCCCUUUGUCGUGUUGCUGUUUUUUCAAACAACCCAAACUCGAUUUCACAACCGAAUGAUGGAAAUAGAAAUCACGGGUUUGGUUCGAAUCAAAUCACGCAGAUGGAAAAUGCAGAAAACAAUGGUGAUUUGGGUACGAAUCGAGUUCAAGAGAGCGGAAAUCAAGAAAAUAGGAGAGAAACGGGGAAUGGGGAUGGGGUUGAAGAUGGAAGCAAGGAUGAUCAAGAUUCAAAAAGAAGAGAAAAUGAGACUGUGGUUAGUCUAAGAAGAUCGUUUUCAAUGGAUUUAGCUACAGAAAUUGUUCAUAUGGAAUUGAAUUUAAGUUCAGAGCAUAUGAGAGAUUCAAGAACAGGAAGGAUGAUGAUGAGGUCAUUUUCAUAUGGUGGGAGAUCGAUCAUCUAAUUCGUGAAUUUAGUGCAAAUUCUUGUUGUUUUUCUUUAUUUUUAAGGAAAGUUGUGGGUUUCUUUUUGAUGGGCAAUCUCCUCCAAGGGUAAAGAGAGAAUGCUCAAUGAAAUACGUUAUAUUUUGAAAUAAAUCUGUUGAAAGUAGUC